AUGAAGGAGGUGGUGAGAAAGGAAGUUGUGAAGCUGUUAGAUGCAGGUCUUAUUUAUCCGAUAUCAGACAGUUCAUGGGUGAGCCCUGUUCAUGUGGUACCUAAAAAAGGAGGUACAACGGUGAUAGCUAAUGAAAAGAAUGAGUUAAUUCCUACCAGAACGGUCACUGGGUGGCGGGUGUGCAUAGACUACAGAAGACUAAAUCUGGCCACAAGAAAUGACCACUUUCCAUUGCCAUUCAUUGACCAAAUGCUAGAAAGAUUGGCUGGGCAUGACUAUUAUUGUUUUCUGGAUGGGUACUCGGGAUACAACCAAAUUGCGGUUGCACCGGAGGAUCAAGAGAAGACAGCCUUUACUUGCCCAUACGGUAUCUUCGCUUAUAGAAGGAUGCCGUUCGGGUUGUGUAAUGCCCCAGCGACAUUCCAAAGAUGCAUGACUUCUAUUUUUGCUGAUAUGCUUGAAAAGCAUAUGGAAGUCUUCAUGGAUGACUUCUCGGUAUUUGGUUCCUCCUUUGAUAAUUGUCUGGCUAACCUUUCACUUGUUUUGCAGCGAUGUCAAGAAAGUAAUCUGAUCCUAAACUGGGAGAAGUGCCAUUUCAUGGUACGAGAAGGCAUUGUGCUUGGUCACAAAAUCUCCCACAGGGGAAUCGAAGUUGAUCAAGCUAAGGUGGAGGUUAUCUCAAAAUUACCACCACCUGUGAAUGAGAAAGGUAUUCGGAGUUUCCUAGGCCAUGCGGGAUUCUACCGUAGGUUCAUAAGGGAUUUUUCGAAGAUAGCCAAACCGCUGACCACUUUGUUGGUUAAAGACAGGACUUUUGUAUUCAAUAAAGAGUGUGCCGAUGCAUUUGAGACACUGAAAAAUAAACUAGUGUCGGCACCCAUUGUGAUUGCCUCUGAUUGGUCUCUACCCUUUGAGAUCAUGUUUUAUCUAUGGGACGACCCAUACCUAUACAAGAGAGGAGUAGAUGGGUUGAUAAGACGAUGUGUGCCUGAGGAAGAGCAAAAGGAUGUGUUGAGAGCAUGUCAUGACUCGGAAUAUGGAGAGCAUUUUAGUGGGGAUCGUACUGCCUCCAAAGUCUUGCAGUCAGGGUUGUACUGGCCAUCAUUGUUCAAAGAUUCCCAAGAGAUGGUAAAAGAAUGUGAUAAGUGUCAGCGUACUGGGAACAUUUCAAAAAGAAAUCAAAUGCCCCAGAAUUUCAUGUUAGAGGUGGAGUUAUUCGAUGUUUGGGGAAUUGACUUCAUGGGUCCUUUUCCACCAUCAUUCGGGAAGAAUUACAUCUUAGUUGCAGUGGACUAUGUCUCAAAAUGGGUGGAGGCGGUAGCUUUACCAACUAAUGAUGCAAAGGUAGUAGUCAAGUUCUUGAGGGAGAACAUAUUUGCUAGGUUUGGAGUACCGAGAGCACUUAUUAGUGAUGAAGGAACGCACUUCCUAAAUCACCUCAUGGAGAAACUCCUGCAGAAAUACAAUGUGAAGCAUCGGAUAGCCACCCCUUAUCACCCUCAAACAAGUGGUCAGGUAGAGGUGUCUAAUAGACAGCUCAAACAAAUUCUCGAGAAGACAGUGAGUUCGUCGAGAAAGGAUUGGGCAACAAAGCUAGAUGAUGCGUUAUGGGCUUACCGAACAGCGUUCAAAACACCCAUCGGGAUGUCACCAUACCAACUUGUUUAUGGAAAAGCAUGUCACUUACCUUUAGAGCUUGAACACAAGGCAUUUUGGGCAACUAAACUUUUGAACAUGGACUUGUCUCUAGCAGGAAAUUCUAGAAUCUUACAGUUGCAUGAAUUAGAAGAGUUCCAGAAUCGUGCGUACGAAAAUGCCAAGGUUUACAAGGAACAGACCAAGAAGUGGCACGAUAGGAGGAUUCAGAAAAAAGAGUUUUGGGAAGGACAGCUGGUCCUUCUGUACAAUUCCCGUUUGAAGCUUUUUCCGGGAAAAUUGCGAUCCAAAUGGUCGGGACCAUUUAUGGUGGUAGAGUUUGGACCGGUAGACGCAACUCGAGUAAAAAGGCACGGAGAGUGUCCAUUUUUGAGCUAUUACAAUGCCUCCCCGAAAGACAACCACACGCCGUAA
Messenger RNA from Vicia villosa (hairy vetch), 2070 nucleotides. RefSeq lists its product as uncharacterized. Gene Ontology annotation, molecular function: nucleic acid binding. The transcript has 4 exons. The record is from RefSeq and is a predicted model, not a curated record. Gene Ontology annotation, biological process: DNA integration. Bases 1 to 2070 code for a protein of 689 amino acids. NCBI's taxonomy places the organism in Eukaryota, Viridiplantae, Streptophyta, Magnoliopsida, Fabales, Fabaceae.